Drosophila montana is the source of this 2354-nucleotide messenger RNA. It is a transcript of the gene conu, whose product is annotated as Rho GTPase-activating protein conundrum. Gene Ontology annotation, biological process: signal transduction; regulation of actin filament polymerization; regulation of small GTPase mediated signal transduction. The record is from RefSeq and is a predicted model, not a curated record. Bases 308 to 2278 code for a protein of 656 amino acids. The transcript has 9 exons. Gene Ontology annotation, cellular component: cytoplasm. Lineage: Eukaryota; Metazoa; Arthropoda; Insecta; Diptera; Drosophilidae. Gene Ontology annotation, molecular function: GTPase activator activity.
GUUCACAUGCAUACAUUUACUUUCAUGUACAAUCAUCGAUUCAUAUAUACAAACGUGCAUGUGUGAAGUUGAAGUUGUUCAUUCUUAGUAUAUCAGUCCAUUUUUAAUUUUCGGUUCGAAAUGUUGCAUGUGUUCGGAUUCUAAUAACAUACAUAAUUUUAACAUUCAUAUUGACAAUACCUCAAUAUAACCGAAAAUAUAUGGAUGAAUUAUUUGUAAUGCGGCGACCCAUACUUUCCGCGCUUUGUGAUUGAUUAAACAGAAUGCCAUAUUUAAAACUUAUCACAGAAAAAUAUAAAUUAGCAAAAUGAACAGCAAUAUUUCCUUGGACAACACAUGCGAUCAGGACUAUACGGAGUUUCUCAACGAAUAUUUGUUGCAGACUAAUUUGACAUGCAACGAGCCGGAACCACAUUAUGAAGAUGGCGAAAUGGAAGCCGAAUGGUUAAUUUCAGCUGGAUAUCCAGAAUUGACACGGCCUUUUGAACAGGGUAUCGAGCUGCGAUCUACAGAUCUUGAGCCAGUGUUGGCGACAUUAUCAAGGCCCCACGCAGAGGCGAUUAAACAGCGAGUUCGGGCGCUCAAUCACACUGUAAGAGGGCGUACUAAAAACCGUUCAAAACGCAAACCUGAUAUACGCGAUGUCUUUCGCGAUUUUGACGAGUCUAGUACGGGAACUAGAUCCCGUAGUGCCACACCAGACUCUUUAGAUUCCGUGCACGGAGACGAUGUAUGGGGCAAUACUUCAAUACCGAGCUUUGUUAGCAUUUCUGACCACAGUACUGCCAACUACAAUGCCAGUGGGUACCCGCCGCUUAACAAGCACUUGAAGCAAAAAAUUCGGCGGACCCCUAGUGCCCCACUCAAAUGUUCCACAUCCACGGAUAUAUUUCGUGGAUCCCAAGUACGCUGCGACAUACCUAUGUACUCCUCAGAAGGUAUUGAGUUACUCGGAUUUUCGCGCAUUGGCACUAUACAUAUACCACGUAAUCGUUCUGGUUCAGAUCCUUCUUGCUCUAUUGGGCGAGUAUGUGGUCAACUUAUUCGGGAUUCACAGAGUGAAAACAAUACUUCAUCUGGUGACUCUAGCGACGAGUUUCCAAACACAGCGCCUAUGUCAUCGACUUUGUCGUCCCCUGAGAAGAUACUGAACAAAAUUAACCUAGAACCUCUUCAACAGAAAUUGAGUAACUCUCCGUCAUCAAGAGACGGUAUCAGCUUUGAAAAUAUGUGCCGAGAAAAUUCUAGUCAGAAUGGCAUUGACACUGUAGACAGCAGCGUAAUAUUACAAGAAUACAGCUCCGAUAUUAGUAUAAUAAAUGAAACGGAACUGAAACGUUUGCAGCCCAUUUUUUGGCUGGAGCUAGCUACAAUCUUUGAUCGGAAUCAGGUGUCGUUAGACAAACGAAAACCAUUUAAGAGACGUCGCAAGGAGGAGGGCAGUUUGUUUGGAGUUUCCUUGAAUGCACUUAUACGUCGUGACCAACAAAUAACUGGCAUGGACUCAUCAUUAGUACCGAAAUUUCUAGAAGGUCUACUUGAGGAACUGAUGAAGCGAGGGGCAAGAGAAGAGGGUAUUUUGCGUGUAGCUGGACAAAAACAGAAGACUGAAUUAAUUUACAACGAAUUAGAAUCAAGUUUUUAUCAAAAGCCAGAAAAAUUCGCACAUUUGCUUGGCAAUGCCAGUGUGCAUGAGCUAAGUGCGUUGCUUAAGCGUUGGUUACGUGAGCUGCCCCAGCCAUUACUUACAAGCGAACUAAUACAACUUUUCUAUCAAUGUCACGCAUUACCCCCAAUGGACCAAAUACGAGCAUUAUCAAUUUUAUGUCAGAUGCUUCCCCAUGAAAACCGCAACACUCUUCGUUCGAUUUUGCGCUUUCUCAACUUUAUUAUCGAUUUGAAAGACAUUAAUAAGAUGAAUUUACAUAAUGUAUCCACGAUUAUUGCACCAUCAUUUUUUCCACCACGUUAUAUACAUCCGAUCGAUAAGAACUGCAUUGCUGACCAAGUUAAAAUGGCUGCAUUAUGUUGCCGCCUAACAAAUAUUCUGAUUACUCGAAGUGAGAGUCUGUUUCAGGUUCCGGAUAGUCUUAUCGUGGAGUCCCGUAACCAAAAAUCUCGACAGGGUAAAAGGGGGCAUCGGCGGGUAGAGAAAACGUCUUUAGUACAUGAGAUGGUGACACCCGGGUCUUCUCAGAUUCAAAAUUCUAAAAAUAUCAGUGGCAGUGGUCGCCGCCCAACCGUUAACCCAAGUCAUGUACACCGUUUCGUGGUUUAAGCUGGAAGGAUCCAAGAGUGCUACAAUUGUUUCAGUUCUUAUAUCAUUAUUCUUGAAUAAAUUAACGUUAACAUUA